This is a messenger RNA of Cololabis saira (Pacific saury), 1382 nucleotides long. RefSeq names its product hippocalcin-like 1 (gene hpcal1). Bases 1 to 576 code for a protein of 191 amino acids. NCBI's taxonomy places the organism in Eukaryota, Metazoa, Chordata, Actinopteri, Beloniformes, Belonidae. Gene Ontology annotation, molecular function: calcium ion binding. The record is from RefSeq and is a predicted model, not a curated record. The transcript is spliced from 3 exons.
AUGGGAAAACAGAACAGCAAGCUGCGACCUGAGGUCCUGAACGACCUGCGAGAAAACACAGAGUUCACCGACCACGAGCUGCAGGAGUGGUACCGCGGCUUCCUGAAGGACUGUCCCACCGGCCACCUCACCGUGGAGGAGUUCAAGAAGAUAUAUGCCAACUUCUUCCCCUACGGAGACGCCUCCAAGUUUGCUGAGCACGUCUUCCGCACGUUCGACACUAACGGCGACGCCACCAUUGACUUCAGGGAGUUCAUCAUAGCGCUGAGCGUGACGUCUCGUGGCGGGCUGGAACAGAAGCUGCGCUGGGCCUUCAGCAUGUACGACCUGGACGGGAACGGGUACAUCAGCCGGGCAGAGAUGCUGGAGAUAGUGCAGGCAAUUUACAAGAUGGUGUCAUCAGUGAUGAAGAUGCCUGAGGAUGAGUCAACACCAGAGAAAAGGACAGAUAAGAUCUUCAGACAAAUGGACAUUGACAAUGAUGGUAGACUGUCUUUGGAGGAGUUCAUUAAAGGUGCCAAGAGUGACCCGUCCAUCGUCAGACUGCUGCAGUCGGAUCAGGGGGCUUCUCGUUAGUUCUGAUGCCACUGACAGGCUCAAAACAACAAAUAAGCAUGCAACGUCAAUCCAGCUUUAUAUCGUUUCAGUAGAAGCAGCCCACUCAACGCAACACCCACUUAACACUCCAUGUUUACAGCGAUGUAUGCAUCUCUUACUGUUGUGGCUCCUUCUCUCUGGACUAUGAUGAGCUUAUCAGUACAAGUAUUCUGUGUUCGUGCUUUUCCAAAACUCUUUCAACCUGGAAUAUUUUCCACGUGCCAUAUUAAAAUAUUUAUGUUAAAUAGAAUAUAAGAUUGUAUUAGGACUGUCAUGUUACACCAAGAAACCAAUUAACUUCAAUUCUGAUUGAACUUGGCUGCUGAAAUGUUGCUUCUUGUUGUUCAGCUAUCAACAGUAGCUAAAAAGCUGUUUCCAACAAGCUGUGUAUGCCUUUGGUAUUGCAUGAACUCAGUGAUGUGUGAUUUCUGGUCGUGCUUUUGUGAAUAAGGAGGCCGUGACAGUUUUUAUUCCUUUUUAUUUUUGUAACAAAAAAAAGUCAUUUUGUUUUCACACAGUUGAAAUAAAAGUCGUGUAAGAAAAAUCUACACAAGUCGUCCUGCAGUAGUCCCCCUGUCCUGGACAGACAUGAUGCAAACCCCCCGAGAUUUCACGGUUUCAAAUUAGAAAAAACACUUUUUUAAAUCACAUCUGGUUGACGUGUUACUUUCACAAGUCCACAUUAUAAAACAGGUGCCUGAAGGCAGCUGAGGAGGGGAGAGGGAACAAUGUUUGAAGGGGAAAAAAGGAUUGAUUGAAUGAUGUGACAUUCAGAGCCUCCUCCC